AUGGGUUUAGCUUUAUCAAGAAUAUGGAAUCGUCUAUUUGGUAAAAGGGAAAUGAGAAUACUAAUGGUCGGCUUGGAUGCAGCUGGUAAAACAACGAUUUUAUAUAAACUUAAACUUGGUGAAGUAGUAACAACUAUUCCAACAAUUGGUUUCAAUGUAGAAACUGUCGAAUAUAAAAAUAUAUCAUUUACUGUAUGGGAUGUAGGUGGUCAAGACAAAAUUAGACCAUUAUGGAGGCAUUAUUAUACUAAUACUGAUGGUUUAAUAUUUGUUGUUGAUAGUAAUGAUCGAGAUCGUAUUAAUGAUUCUCGUGAUGAGCUUAUGAGAAUGUUAAGUGAAGAUGAGUUACGUGAUGCAUGUUUAGUUGUUUUAGCUAAUAAGCAAGAUUUGCCGAAUGCGAUGAGUGUUACAGAGGUAACUGAGAAGUUACAACUUAGCUCAAUAAGGCAUAGAAAUUGGUAUAUUCAAUCAACAUGUGCUACGACUGGUGAUGGUUUGUAUGAGGGUUUGGAUUGGUUAGCUAGGAAUCUUGAAAAAAUAGCCUCGUAG
This is a messenger RNA of Cryptosporidium muris RN66, 549 nucleotides long. RefSeq names its product ADP ribosylation factor, putative. Gene Ontology annotation, biological process: vesicle-mediated transport; intracellular protein transport. Gene Ontology annotation, cellular component: cytoplasm. The transcript has a single exon. The record is from RefSeq and is a predicted model, not a curated record. Lineage: Eukaryota; Apicomplexa; Conoidasida; Eucoccidiorida; Cryptosporidiidae. The coding region runs from base 1 to 549 and encodes 182 amino acids. Gene Ontology annotation, molecular function: GTPase activity; GTP binding.